Molecule: messenger RNA, 1827 nt
Organism: Oppia nitens
Lineage: Eukaryota; Metazoa; Arthropoda; Arachnida; Sarcoptiformes; Oppiidae
Product: transcription factor Sp9-like
Exons: 3
Coding region: 354-1763 (469 amino acids)
Biological process (GO): regulation of transcription by RNA polymerase II
Molecular function (GO): DNA-binding transcription factor activity, RNA polymerase II-specific; RNA polymerase II cis-regulatory region sequence-specific DNA binding
Source: RefSeq, a predicted model, not a curated record
AUUGCAAUGGGAUGUUUGGGGCGUUUUAGGGCUGGUUUUGGGCAGAACCUGACGUUUGUGUUGUGGCAUCAAUUGUAAAAGGGAUGGACUGAUCCCUCAAUAUAUCGUAUGAGUCGUAGUGUGUGUUGUUUCAAGUGUUGGGUAGUGUUGGCCACGCGUUGACUGCCGAUCACUGUUUUACAGUGUUUACAAUGUUUUCAGGGCUGACGAUCAGCUUUUGAUAUCUAAGUUUUGUUUGAUAACAACUUCGGGUCCGAUAACUGUAUUUCAAUCUCGACUAUCAUCUCAACAUUGACCUCCAUCUCUGUAUUUCGGAGCCGUCCUUCCCGGGCGACGACACCAACCUGACCGGAAUGGCCAGUAUGACCAGUGCUAUCGUUCAAAUGGAACACCCGCGACUUGGAGGCAACCCAUUGGCAAUGUUAACAGCACAGUGUAACAAAUUGGCCAGUAAGACACCCCCACCUCUGGCUGAUGCCGCUGUAGGCAAAGGGUUUCAUCCCUGGAAAAAGGGUAGUUCUGGUGGCGCUUUAGGUACUUCUGGUUCACCACCGAACUCGACGACGCCGGCAUCGACUCUACCUCAAAGAGUUCCUACAAUAGCUAAUAAUACUACGACAACCAGUCUGACGAGUUAUACACACCAGCGCCCGGUUGCCGUCACCACCAACUGUGGCAACACCUCAUAUUCAAGUGACAACCUUUUCUAUCCUGGAACUGCUGUUACGUCAUGUGCCGAAAGUGGACAAACAGCCUUCUUGGGAAAAAUGCAUAGCGAGUCAACUCAUUUGGGCUCAAUGUAUCCAAGAGUUGGUGUCAGUGCUCAUCCAUAUGAGAACUGGCCAUUCAAUAUGAAUUCUGGUCAUCCAACUAUCAAACCAGAAGUCACAUCAGUGAAUACACUUAACUCAAGCACGUGGUGGGAUGUGCACGCACAGGCCGCCAGUGCUGCCGUAGCCGGUAAUUGGCUUCAUGACAUGUCUGGUGCUACACCAGCUCUUCACUCUCAACUUCAAACCAAUUACGCGGGUUCUGCUGAUUAUGGACUCGGAUCGUCAUUAGCAGCGGCCACAACUCCAGCACAUUUGUUGUCUUCAGGACAGCACUUACUACAGGACACAUACAAAAUGUUGCCAUCAGCACAAAGUGUGGGCGCCUCACCAUUUGGUCUUUCGCAACCAGCUCUUCCUCAGGUGCCAUCUCCUCGAUCGCAACGCCGCUAUACGGGUCGCGCCACAUGUGACUGUCCCAACUGUCAAGAAGCGGAACGAUUAGGUCCCGCCGGUGCACAUCUUCGCAAGAAAAAUAUUCACAGUUGUCAUAUACCUGGUUGUGGUAAAGUAUAUGGCAAAACAUCCCAUCUGAAAGCACAUCUUCGCUGGCAUACUGGGGAACGACCUUUUGUUUGCAAUUGGCUUUUUUGUGGCAAACGAUUUACACGUUCUGAUGAACUUCAACGACAUCUAAGAACUCAUACGGGAGAGAAACGAUUUGCUUGUCCCGUAUGUAACAAAAGAUUCAUGAGAUCAGACCAUCUAAGCAAACACGUCAAGACUCAUAAUGGCAACGCACCCGACGGUAAAAAAGGUAGUAGUAGUGACUCUGAAAACAGUCAAAGCGAACCUUCUGUCAACUCUAAUAGCAAUGGACCGCAGGGUAACACUCAACCAUUGGGUCCGCCGCAGACUAACCACAACCAGCACAUGACUGGUCACGACAACGCUCAACAACACGACACUAAAGUUGCCAAACUAUGGACUUAAAGUCAUCAAAACAUUAGAUCGAAUUAAUUUUAACUCAUCUAAAAACUCAUGAAAUCAUUGAAAU